Molecule: messenger RNA, 213 nt
Organism: Thelazia callipaeda (thelaziosis nematode)
Lineage: Eukaryota; Metazoa; Nematoda; Chromadorea; Rhabditida; Thelaziidae
Source: the annotation of a GenBank genome assembly
AUGAAAAUUUUACGAAGGGUUAAAAGGCAAAGCAAAAUGAUGACGGGCCUGCUUGCUACUGCUACUGCUACUGCUACUGCUACUGCUAUUGCUACUGCUGCUGCUGAUGAUGAUGAUGAUGAUGAUGAUUGUGAUGAUAGUGGCGAUGAUAAUUUACAUUCAAAAUGUUUUCUUCAUUCUCGCAUAGAGAAAGAACUGGAAAUUAUUGAAUGA